Lactuca virosa is the source of this 1245-nucleotide messenger RNA. NCBI's taxonomy places the organism in Eukaryota, Viridiplantae, Streptophyta, Magnoliopsida, Asterales, Asteraceae. The record is from the annotation of a GenBank genome assembly.
AUGUCGUCUAGAUUUGAAGUUAGUCGAUGUUCCUUAAUUAAACUCUCGUUACCAAUCGAGUUUGAGUCUACUGCCUCCAUACUUCUACAAUUUUGUCCAGAUUUGGAGUUAAUCCAUGGCUCCGUCUUCGAUUUUGUUGCGAUUGCCCUUGGAGACUUGAAACUGUGUUACGAGAAGCGCAGUCAACGUCAAUCAUACUCCGUCAUCGAUGUUCGGCAACCCAGCCUCCCACUCCGAAACUCGGUCGUCGUCAUCUCCACCGCUGACAUCGAAGUCGGUAAUUCUGACUUCCUCUCCCAUAGCAAUCAAUUGACAGCGAUCUCAGCUACUUGGCUUUUCUGCUCUGCAAUUCCUACACUUCUGGCUUUUAAAAGGGCAGCAGAGUCUCUUGAAAAACUGCUUGAUAUAACUAGGGAAGAGCUUCCUGACACAAUGGCUGAUGUUCGUUUAUCAGGAAUGGAAAUCAGUGACUUAACAAUGGAGCUCAGUGAUUUAGGGCAGGAGAUAACCCAAGGUGUUAAAAGCUCCAUCCGUGCAUCCUACACACAAGGGUUGAAUAUCUUGACAACCUAUGUAGGAGUUUUGCCACCUUGAAUAUGUUGACAACUUGUUAGUAAAAUACAAGACUUCAAAAAAAUGUUAUGACUUUUAAGGUACUUAAUUCACCUUAUUUUUAUUCCAACCUUAUUACGGAUAUUAUUCAUAUGAGGAAUGUAAUUAUUCUUCUAUUCAAAUGAGGCACACGUAUUUCAUUUCAAGAAUUUAUCCAUCGAAUAGACCAAUGUGUGAAUUGUAUAUUUGGUUAGUACACUCGUAGAGAUCUUAUUCACAUCAUCGGGAAGUUGUCAAGAGAAUUAUAAGAUACAAGGGCGAUGCUAUAUUGCUAUAUGUAUAUACAAAGGGUGUCCAUGGACGCCCCUUGAUUUGGAAAAUAAAUUGGAUAUUAUAUCAGAUUUUUAGACGGACACCUUUGAUCCCUUGAUUUUUCUUAGAGCAUUGGGUGUGGGCAACUGGAUGUAAACACCAAAUUGGUGCCACCUCAUCCAUAACACCAAGGGGGAAAUGGUGUUCCACAUGUUAUAUCAUGUUAAGAGGUAGAGAGAGAAAAUAAAGAAAAUUAUUUGAUUGAUUGAUGAAGGAGAUAGCCAAUCAUCUUUCUUGUUUUAUCUUGCCCUCGUUACAACAAGAUGCAACAUAACGAGCAAAAACGAGUAGGGGGGGCGGUGUCCCCCCCCCCCCCCCCCC